This is a messenger RNA of Cladocopium goreaui, 2412 nucleotides long. The record is from the annotation of a GenBank genome assembly. Lineage: Eukaryota; Dinophyceae; Suessiales; Symbiodiniaceae.
AUGACCAAGGAUGAAAAAACAAAACUGUGGUCCAAACACCAGACCUACUUGAGAGGCAACCAGGAUGAAAAGAGCACAUAUGAUGAAGCAAGCAAAAAGGAAAAAACCGACAUGACAAUGAUGUGGCUCUUGAAAAAAGAGCAUCCAAAGUACUACCAGGUGUCCAAGGAGAUGGAAGGAUCCACCAAGGCAAAGAGGAGUGAGCAGUGGGUCAGUGAGAUGGUGAUGCUCACAAAAUGGUCUUGGGAGGAAUUACAGAUGCAUCUAGCAUCUGGGAGGAUUGUAGGAAGGGAGUGUGCCUCUACCUGGGGGGUCUAUGAGUAUUGUGACAUGCAGGAUUGGGUCACAGUCCAGGCUGCACAAUCAAAAAAACGAGCCAGAAUUGCACAAGAGUAUGUUCCAAACUCUGAUGAUGAGAUGCUCCUGGACUCAUGCAUGCAAGGCAACAUGAAAGCUAAUGCCAGCAGGCUCUUGGCUCAGAGUUCUGGCAGCAAAGGGCUUGGAAAAAGCUCAAGCAAAGGGAAAGGGAAAGGCAAAGGAAAGGGAAAAGGAAAAGGAGAUAGUCAGCUGGCCUUGCAGGAUAGGGAAGAAAAGCAUACAGAAGAUGAAGAAGAGGAUGAAGACAAAACAGAAGAAGAGCAGCUGAAGGAUGCUUACAAGAAAGCAAAGAAGGCCAGGGACAUGGCAACAGCAGUCUGUGCAGACUUUGAGGAUUGCUUGGCAAAAGCAAACCCCUACUUGAGCAAGGCAUCAAAGCAAAAUGGCUUGAAGGACCAGCAGCUCUUGGCUGCCAUGGGCAACAAACUGAAGGAAGCUGUCAGCAAAGAAAAUGUACCCCUGAAAAAGUUAAAGUCUAUGCUUCAAGAAACUGCCAACAAAGUCAAGGAGGUAAAGGACACAAUGAAAGAGUUGAAGCAAUUGGCCAACAAGGCUGGCAGCAUUGCUUCCAAGGUCUCAGUCAAGGAUGCUUGUUGGCAGCCAGCUGUUGCUCAAGAGAGCCUUGCAGAAAGGCCAGAUGCAGAGGCAGAACAUCCAAGCCCCUUUGCCACCAAGCUGCUGAGCCACUGGGCCCAUGGUACUUUGAGUGCCAAAGCCAUACAAGAAUUGGCACAUUUGGCACAGCUUGGUGGAACCAGCCAUGCAGAAGUGGCAGCCCUUGCAAAAAGUGGCAAUUAUGGUGAAAACCCAGGGAACAUUCACAAGGCAAUCAUGCAAACCUUUUUGCCUAAUGUUUCCAUCCCAGCUGGGUUUGAUGUGGAGGUGGCCACCACAAAGGACACCUGGCCAGCUUUGUGGAAAUGGUUCAGCUGGAGUUUCCAUGCCUUGCAAAAAGGCUUCCACCCCUCCAGGGAUCCAGAUGGAAAACCCUUGGAAAAAGGGUCGCCUUUCUAUCCACACAAAGGAAAGGCUUUGGCAUCUUCUUUCACAGCAGCCAUCUGGACCAUCAUUGGUGAUCAGGAAUUCUUCUCCUUGCAGCUGGGCUUGCCUCACUGGGCAUCAAAGAAUCCAUGCCACCAAUGCAACUGCACCAGCAAGAGUGGAGACCUUCCAUAUUCUUGGUUGGAUCCAGAUGUGUUCACCUAUGUGAACACAAAGGUGGCCAAGGCCAACCCCAACUCCACCCAUCCAAUCUUCAGCAUUGAUGGGGUCACCAGCAGGAUGGUGAGGGGGGAUGGCUUACAUAUCCUUUUCACAAAGGGAUUGUAUGCCCAUCUGUUGGGAAGCUGCCUGCACUACAUGUGCUGGUUUGACCCAAUCACUGGACACCAAGUGGUCAAACCACAGGAGCGCCUUGCUGUCAUCUUUACUGAAGUGCAGAAAUUCUACAAAGUGCAAGGGGCUGGAACAGUGCUCACCAACCUCAAGCUCAGCAUGUUUACCCAUGAAAAGCCCCCACACCAGUCCCAUGCAUUCCUAGAUGCAAAAGGGGGCGAAUGCAAAUGGUUGGCACCAGCCCUGCUGGAGGUGAUGAAAAAAAUGCUUGGUCCAGAAAGGGAUCACCAUGCCCAUAUGAUACAAUGUGUCGAGAUCAUGGUGCAGCUGGUCUUCUUGUGGGAUUCAGCAGACAUCUUCCUCACUGAAGCAGAAGAAGAACUCACAAUGAGUUUGUGCAACUCCUUCCUGCAGGAAUACACCUACUUGAACCAUUGGGCAGAAACAUCUGGCAGAAAGCUUUUCCACAUGGUCUUCAAGCACCACACCUUCAUCCAUCUUUGCCUUGGAGCUGCAGAAAUGAAUCCUAGAUUCCAUUGGUGCUUUAAGUCAGAAGACUUUGUGGGGGCUAUAGCCAGGCUUGCACACUCUUGCACCUCUGGAGUGGCAAGCACCAGGCUCAGCACCAAAGUUCUCCCCAAGUAUGCAAUUCUACUCCAUUUGUUGCUUACAAGAGAAGGCUUCAGCAUGGAAGGUUAG